Molecule: messenger RNA, 1053 nt
Organism: Monodelphis domestica (gray short-tailed opossum)
Lineage: Eukaryota; Metazoa; Chordata; Mammalia; Didelphimorphia; Didelphidae
Product: trace amine-associated receptor 7a-like
Biological process (GO): G protein-coupled receptor signaling pathway
Cellular component (GO): membrane
Molecular function (GO): trace-amine receptor activity
Source: RefSeq, a predicted model, not a curated record
AUGAGCAACAACAAUGGAUCCCAGCCUGCAGCUGUGCAGUUCUGCUAUGAAAACACAAAUGGGUCCUGUAUCAAAACCUCCUAUUCCCCAGGAUUUCAAGUCAUCCUCUACUUGACCUUUGGAUUUGGGGCUCUCUUGGCUGUUUCGGGAAACCUUCUGGUAAUGAUUUCAAUUCUUCACUUCAAGCAGCUGCACUCUCCAGCCAAUUUUCUCAUUGCUUCCUUGGCCUGUGCUGACUUCUUGGUGGGAGCCACUGUGAUGCCCUUCAGUAUGGUGAGGUCAGUGGAGAGUUGUUGGUAUUUUGGGGAGAGUUUCUGUAAAUUUCACUCCAGUUUUGAUGGGUCAUUUUGUUAUUCUUCCAUUUUUCACUUGUGUUUCAUCUCCAUUGAUAGAUAUAUUGCUGUCACUGACCCUCUGGUCUACCCAACCAAGUUCACUCUGUCAGUUUCAGGGAUGUGCAUUAUGUUCUCCUGGCUCCUGGCACUCACAUUUAGUUUUUCAGUUUUCUACACAGGUGUCAAUGAUGAUGGGCUGGAGGAAUUAGUAAGUGCCCUCACCUGUGUGGGAGGCUGUCAGAUAGCUGUGAAUCAAACCUGGGUAUUGAUUGACUUCCUGUUGUUCUUGAUUCCUACCCUGGUUAUGGUCAUUCUUUACUGUAAGAUUUUUCUGGUAGCUAAACACCAGGCUAGAAAGAUUGAAAGUAUGAGCAGCAAAACUGAGUCUUCCUCAGAGAGUUACCAAGCCAGGGUGUCCAAGAGAGAGAGAAAAGCAGCAAAAACACUGGGUAUCGCAGUGGCUGCAUUUCUGAUUGCAUGGUUCCCUUACUUUAUUGAAACUAUAAUUGAUGCAUUCCUAGGGUUCAUCACCCCAACAUAUGUCUAUGAAAUUUUAUUAUGGUUUGCCUAUUAUAACUCAGCCAUGAACCCUCUGAUUUAUGCUUUCUUUUACCCUUGGUUUCGAAGAGCAAUUAAACUGAUUGUCACUGGGAAAGUCUUCACAGGUCACUCUUCAACAAUAGAUUUGUUUUCUGAACAAAUUAAGGCUUUAGACUGA